AUGGAAAACUGUUCUUCUUCCAGACAAGAUGAACCUUCCAAUAGCAGCCAAGAAAUAAACUCUGAUGACAGGCGACCCCAAUGGAGACGAGAAGACCGAAUCCCUUACCAAGACAGAGAGAGCUACAGUCAGCCAGCGUGGCAUCAUCGUGGACCUCCUCAGCGAGACUGGAAGUGGGAGAAAGAUGGCUUUAAUAAUAACAGGAAAAACAACUUUGCACAUUCUUUGAGGAAUAACGGUGGACCAAGAGGAUGUUCCGGGUGGCACAAGGGUGUUGCAGGAGGCUCCUCGACUUGGUUUCACAACCAUAGCAAUUCUGGAGGUGGUUGGCAUUCAAAGAGUGGUGCAGUAGAUUGGAAUCCUAAUGGUACAGGAAGGAAUUCCAGUUGGCAUUCUGAAGGAACAGGUGCCUUUUCCAGUUGGCAUAUGAACAGCAGUAACGGAAACUGGAAAUCCAGUGUACGUAGUACAAAUAGUUGGAAUUACAGUGGCCCCGGAGACAAAUUUCAACCAGGCAGAAACAGAAAUUCUAACUGUCAGAUGGACGACCUGACUAUGCUGUGGAACAAGAAAUCUAAGUCAAACAAAUACAAUCAAGAGAGAUAUAGUUGGCAGCGGCAAGAAAGUGACAAAGUUGGUACGGCUGCCACGUAUAGAGGUCCUUCUGAAGGAUUUACAGGUGAUAAAUUUCCUUCAGAGGGCUUACUUAACUUCAAUUUUGAGCAGCUGGAAAGCAAAACUACUAAGCAGACAGAUCCCAUAGCUUCCAAAAUGGGUGGGAAGAAUGGCAGUGUAGCGAGGGACAAGCUCCAUCGCUGGACUCCUUACCCUUCCCAGAAGACUCUGGAUUUACAAUCAGGAAUGAAGGAAGUCACUGGUAACAAGUCAGAAAUGAUAGAUAAGCCUUUCUUUGACUUCAGCUUGACAACCGCAGGAACACCAGAGCCCCAGAUUGAUGAAACAGAUAAUUCCCCAACGCUGAAAACACAGAAAGAAACACAUGGUGGAUCUCUUACUCACAAAGCCCCUUCUGACUGCACUGCUUCUUACGAGGCGGUGAGAGAUUGCCCUGUUACAGAAAAGCAUGAACAAGAGCUUCACUUAAGUAAGAUGCCAUCCUUAAAAUCCCCACUCCUUCCAAUUCCAGUCACCAAGUCAGUUCCUCAAAAGCCAGAUUUAAAGAAUCCCUCAAAAAACACCAAAACAAAUUCUUUUUUUCCUGGAGAACACUCAAAUCCCUUGAACAAACCUGCUAUGGAAGACAGUCAUGGGUCUCAUGUAACCAAAUUGCGAAGUUCAUGUCCUCAUGUUUUAAAAGGGAAUAAAAGUACAUUUGGCACUCAGAGAGAACCUGAUGAGAAUUUCAGCGAUACAUUACAAAAAGCCAAAGAGGUGCUACAGUGUCAUGAAUCAUUGCAAAAUCCACUUCUUGGCACUUCUAAAAGGACCAGGAACUUUGCAAAAGCAAGUAGGAACGUAGAAGAGUCUGAAAAAGGAUCUUUGAAGAUAGAGUUUCAGGUACACACGUUAGAAGAUGAAAGCGAUGGGGAGCUCUCUGACACGGAAAAGCGAGGAUCAAAAAUUGGGACCCUGGGCUCUGCCACUACAGAAAUGUUAUCCUGCAGCACUCACCUCGCUGACGAGAAAGAGGGGGAUGACCAAAACCUGAAAACAUGUAGAAAACUCUCCACUAAUGCAUGUAAUUCAACAGUUCAUCAGAAAGAACCUGAGUUGCAGAUGACCUCUGCGGCCAGUCCACCCUCUGGCUUACUGCUAGACUUGAAAACUUCUCUAGAAGAUGCACAGGUGGAUGACCCUGUUAAAUCUCAUGUAUCUUAUGAAACAGAAGGUUUUGAGAGCGCUAGCUUGGAUGCAGAGCUUCAGAAAAACGAUCUAGGUCAGUCCUCAGGCCCUCUUCUGCCUGAACUCAGUAAGCUUGGCUUUCCUGCCUCUCUCCAGAGAGAUCUAACCCGGCACAUUAGUUUGAAGAGCAAAACUGGAGCACACCUUCCCGAGCCAAAUCUCAAUAGUGCUCGCCGCAUUCGCAAUAUUAGUGGUCAUCGAAAGGGUGAGACAGAGAAGGAAUCUGGGCUCAAGCCAACCCUUCGACAGAUUCUAAAUGCAUCUCGGAGAAAUGUCAACUGGGAACAAGUCAUCCAGCAAGUAACCAAGAAAAAGCAAGAGCUAGGCAAAGGCUUGCCCAGGUGUGUACCUCUUUUUAAUGUUGUGUACUUUUGUCAGACGCGAGAGUGUGUGGAGCAGUUACAGCUGGAAGAUCGGGUUCUCUGCCUCCAUAGUCGAUGGCGAAUCCUCUAUGCAGGACUGGCAAAUGGCACUGUGGUCACCUUCAACAUAAAGAACAAUAAACGACUUGAAAUCUUUGAAUGCCACGGCCCUCGGGCUGUCAGCUGUCUUGCCACAGCACAGGAGGGUGCCCGAAAGCUGCUUGUUGUUGGGUCUUAUGACUGUACCAUUAGUGUUCGUGAUGCACGGAAUGGACUCCUCCUCAGAACUCUGGAGGGCCACAGCAAAACCAUUCUUUGCAUGAAGGUGGUGAAUGACCUUGUGUUCAGUGGCUCCAGCGAUCAGUCAGUCCACGCCCAUAACAUUCAUACUGGUGAGCUUGUGCGGAUCUAUAAAGGUCACAAUCAUGCAGUGACUGUGGUGAAUAUCCUAGGAAAAGUGAUGGUGACCGCUUGCCUGGAUAAAUUUGUUCGUGUCUAUGAAUUACAGUCCCAUGAUCGACUGCAAGUUUAUGGAGGACACAAAGACAUGAUUAUGUGUAUGACCAUCCAUAAAAGUAUGAUUUAUACUGGCUGUUACGAUGGCAGUAUUCAAGCUGUGAGGCUGAAUCUGAUGCAGAAUUACCGUUGUUGGUGGCACGGUUGCGCUCUGAUAUUUGGUGUUGUAGAUCAUUUGAAACAACAUUUGCUCACUGACCAUACAAAUCCAAACUUUCAAACUCUGAAAUGUCGCUGGAAGAACUGUGACGCUUUCUUCACUGCUAGGAAAGGAUCCAAACAGGAUGCUGCGGGACACAUUGAACGACAUGCUGAGGAUGACAGCAAAAUUGAUUCAUGAAGUUUUUUGCCUCCCAUGUUGGGAAGUUAUCAUUUGAACUAAUUUUACAUCGGCCCUUCACAGAGGCCACAGUCUUCCCUUCCGCAGAGAAUCAGGGAAGGAGAAAGUGGUUACUAGCCAGGCUUACCACUAGCAUAAGUCUGGGCAGCUCUAUGGGAUGAUAGUUACACGUUAAGUUCUUACUGGAGGUUUGUCAGAUUGAAACAGAUUUUAAGGAACUAUACUUCUCUGGGACAGCAUGGAACGUAGUAAUCUGUGCUACUAGUAUUCUCCAGAUGUGGAUUAAAGAUACAGAUCUUAAUUGGCUACCCAGUCUGACCCUAAUCAUAUGUAUUUUUUUAAUUGCUUUCAGUUUGCGAUUUUUAGUUUAUGUUCUUAUGAUGGUUUAAACCUGUAGUCCGGCUUUUAAGUACAAGUUUGUGCAAAUGCUAGAUUUUUAGGAUCACUUUUAAUUUCUUUAGUUCUAAUAACUGGGUAUUUAAAUUAGAAGCAACUAGUUCCCUUUCUUAACAAUUAUGUGCAGUGUGUUUCACUAUUCUCUUGCUUUGUAGGUAGACAGAGCUGGCUUUAAAUGCCAAAGGGACACACAGUAGAUUUUCAACAGCUAGAGUGACUGCUCUGCUGGUUAUAUUUUAGGAACUCAGCAAAUCACAUAAUGACAAGUCCUCACAGACAGUACUUCCUAUCGAACGUCUGUGCACAUUUUGAUGGGAGUGCUCAGUUCAAGACAGUGCACAGACCUAACAUCUACCUUGCAAUGUUGCUGUUAGGCCUGGGUGCUCACGCUGCAGGUAUUAUCAGGCCUUUCGAACUGGAGUGUAGCCUUUAUCUUCCUUUCCAGUUUCUGACUCUCCAGGCCUGCUGUGGGUAUGAAACCUCUUAGUUUGCUCCAUUGCCAAACCCUCUCUCCCCUGCUCUCUGGCUGUGCCUAGACUGUUGGUGGCCAUCACAUACUUCCUGUAGGCUCCCAGGGUGCUUUCCCCCCACCUGCAGCACCCAAGAUGGGGGAGUUAAGAUAAAGCAUCUGCAUACAGUCUUUAGGGGUCCAAGCAGGCUUCUUAGAGACUGAUUUCUGAAACUAGAAUCUUGCCUUCACCUCCCCUCUUGCUGGCAAAGAAGAGUGGAGUAUGAAGAAGGGAAAGACUCCAUUUUUCCACUGAGAGCAGCCAAAUUAACAAAGCCUAGUGAGACUGCUUUGUUUUUUGGAAUUUCUCUGGACUCUUGAGAGAAGCUAUAGAAGUGUUGCUUUCCAGCCUUUUGUUUCUGGAUUCUCAAAACUCUGAAAGGUUCUUCAGAGAGCUAAAGAAGGGUGAAGAGCCCAGUGCCACAUACCAGACUUGGGGAUAUGAUGCAUACUGUUUUCUGGGAUUGCAUAGCACGCAGGUUUCUCUCCACCCCUGUUCGUGUGCACACACCUACUCGUAGGUCUUCUCUCUGGCUCUAGGGCUGGAGACUUCACUGGGCUUCAUGGUUGGAUUUCAGGAGGGUAUGAAACUGGAUGCAAGGCUUAGGAUGUGUUCUUUUUUUUUUUCAGGAAAGGCUCCAGUGGUUCUUACUGGAUCCAUAAACAACUAAUCUAGGAGCUACUACCAAAUAAUGGCCCCAUGAACUAUUUACGUCUAUCCUUAUGAACGGGAAAACUUUUCUUUUUUUUCUUUUGACCACACUAUUGAUAGUUGCAUGAUACUUGAGAGAGAACAGAGAAGAAUCUCUUGCAUAAAAUGUCUUUGUGCUGUUUCUGUCUGAGAUUAAGAAGCUUUCUUACCUCUCCUCCCCAUUUCUUGUAAGGAUGACCGGAGCAGUCAGGCUGUUGUGUGGGUUUGAGAAGGGCGAUUUCCCAGGAAAGCAUAUUGGAAUUUAUUACUAAACCAGGCGUUUUAUUCGGGGUUGUAGUGAAGCUGCAUUUCCAUGUUGACUGGGCAGUGUGCUAAGAAAGCGUUGUGCACUCUGUUGCAUAGAUGCCCUUCUGUCCUGCCUGAGGACACGUCUGAAAAGAUGAGAGUGCUGGAGCCGUUGUACAGCAGGAACGGGUUAUGUGAGGUGUUGGGCAAUCGUGGGGAACCUUUGAAGGUAUGAACAGACUGAUAGAAUCAAGUAACAACCGAUUCGGGUUUACUUUUGGUUGAAUUGUGCACAGUCUAUCUGCCUUUGUGUGUGCAGGUGUGAAUGUUUCUUGUACGUGUGUGUGGGUGUGGGUAUCUCUACUUGUAAUACUUUCCCUCAUUUCACAAACAUUUGUUUUUUUGAAGCCCUGGUAAUAACAUCUUUGUUUCAAGAAUUUGUAGAAUUAUUUUAACCCCAGGUUAGUGUGUCAUCCUAAAUGCACUGUUCUAGCUGUUGAUUUAGAAAUAAAGGCACCAUAAGCAUCUUGGCUGCUUAUGGUUGUGUUAUUGCUUUUAAGAGCCUUGAAAGUUAUGCAGAACUUAGGCUGUUUUUUGUCUUUUACAGUGUCUUAACUGCUUCUAGCCUUCCGUCUUCCCUUAGAGGAGAGCGGUGGCUCAGGUUUCUGUGUUGACUUGGUAUUCAGUACUUAAGGAAGGAAGGAAAGUGUUACAUGACCUGACAAAACCCAACUCAUUUCUUAUAAGGGGUUGGAGGCCAUUUCGAGAAUGUUAUCCUUAGUUGCCUGUGCCUACUUCUAAUGGCCAGAAGCCAAGAAAACCGUGGUAUCCGUCCUUUGUUGUAAUGGCAGUUUACGACAAACUGUCAGUCACUUCAAGUUUUAAACCAGGUUCAAAGUGAGUUUUGACAUACUCCUCUACUGAGUUAUAAAGCAGGUAAACACAUAAGAGCAAAGAAUGAUCUCCACCUGGUGUUACUUGAAUUCGAGGGAACGCUAUUGCUACUACACUCCUGCUUUUGUGGGGGAAAAUGUUUUUCUGCCUCAGAAGUUAACAGUUGAGUGUUUAGCUCCUGACCUACCUAUAAUGUAUAGGCAGUACCAUUGCUGUUUAGGUGAUUAUUUGCCUAACAAAGGGGCUUUUUGGUUUUGGUUUUGGUUUUGGUUUUGGGGUAGAUUAUAUAGUAGACAACUUUAGUGACUAGGUAUGUGGAUGAUGUGUUGGGAGGAGGUAUACAACACUUAGUGGAAUGGUAUGGUAUGUUUUAUGGAAGAGAAUUCAUAGGCGGGGAGAUCACAGUAUACUGUGAAGUGGGAUUUAAACAGCACACAGCCUCUGGUUUGCGCACAUAACUGUAGUUUGUAUACGCGGACUUAACAAAUUUUGUUUCUGCUGCCAAAAGGAGAGCUCCUAGAACUGUUAAGAAGGCCAUGCCCGCCACAUUGGUAAAACUGUGAUUUCAUCCCUGCCCCAAAUCAUCACGAUCUUCAGGAUUUCAGAGUGACUGUCUAAUGGAUAGGGUAGAAGCUACAGUGGAGGUGAUUUGGUCUAUACUGAGUUCCAUGUGCAGGUGGAUGUGAAAUCCUGGUGUAAACCAAACAUAAUGCUUAUUAGACAAUAACCUCUAACCUCACCUCCAGCCCCCAAGUAUAUGGCCCUGCUGGGUCACAUGGCAACUAAAGUUUCCUAGAUUUGCUUUAAAUUCAAGGUAGUAGCCCAGUUGAAUUGGUGGGGAAGGAAGUCAAGGAGGAAAGGCUGUUGAAGAGCUUUCUCCUGCUUAAGAGAAAUAUAUGCCCUAGAGCUGCUCCAGUACCCUUGGUAUCUGAAUUUUUUUAUAUAUUGAAUAUGGAUUAGAAGAAUGAAAUCAGAUGACAUUUGACGGCAAAAAUGUUUAUAAGCAAAUAGCUUAGCCUUCUUACAUUUUGGUAUAAAGCUGUGAACUUCAUAACUUUGUAAAGCAAGAUAUAAAGCAAAUACAAGAGGAAAAUAAAGUACUUUUACUAAUUGUUUA
Molecule: messenger RNA, 6933 nt
Organism: Leptonychotes weddellii (Weddell seal)
Lineage: Eukaryota; Metazoa; Chordata; Mammalia; Carnivora; Phocidae
Source: RefSeq, a predicted model, not a curated record